Messenger RNA from Anolis sagrei ordinatus, 4384 nucleotides. It is a transcript of the gene DGCR8, whose product is annotated as DGCR8 microprocessor complex subunit. Gene Ontology annotation, biological process: primary miRNA processing. The record is from RefSeq and is a predicted model, not a curated record. Gene Ontology annotation, molecular function: heme binding; identical protein binding; primary miRNA binding. Gene Ontology annotation, cellular component: microprocessor complex. Lineage: Eukaryota; Metazoa; Chordata; Lepidosauria; Squamata; Anolidae.
GGUUAGGCGAGCUGACUUUAAAGAUGGCGGCCAAAAAACAGCGGCGCUGAAGAGGCGCCGCGAGGGGAAAAGGCGAGACGCAAAUUCUGGCCGGGACUAAGGAGAGAAGGCGUGGGAAGGAGCGGGCUUCGGCGCUCAUCCCAUUCCCUUUUCUCCCUUGUACUGGCUGCAGCGAGGAAGAAGAGGAGGAGGAAGUCAGUGGCGAGGCCGGAAGGAGCGGCAGGGACGCGCCGGGCCUCGGGCAGGUUGAAAGAAGAAAAGGACACCUGCAUUUGGCCAGUGAAGAUGCGGUUUACUUCGAUGCCAGCUAUUUAAGCUGAAUGCAUUGUGAUUUCCAGUAAUUGAGACAGUGAUUCUGAAAGCUGUCUACAUUAAUGAAAAGAACAAUGUAGUCAGCUUAAUUGAGUCAUCAGUGUUGCAGAUUGACAGACCCGAUCCUGAUGGACUUCUGCAUGUUAGGAAUAGAUUUAUUUGCCUUUAAGAAAAUUAAAUCCUUUUCUUUUGUAAGUUUUAAUUAUGGAGAGUUCUGAGAUUGCACCUCCCCUUCCAAAAGAACCGGCAACAGAAGCGAAUGUGGAGACUCCCUCUUGUCCCCCACCACUGCCUCCUAAUGAACAGCCUCCACCACCUCCCCUGCAAACGUCCAGUGACGCAGAGGUAAUGGACGUUGGCUCUGGUGGUGAUGGACAGUCAGAUAACCCUGCUGAGGACGUGCACACUGCCGGCGGAACACAGCUUCUCACAAAGGGAUCUUCCUGUUACAAGAGUAGUCUUCUCAUAGAACCUAAUAGUGACCAAAGCCCAAGAACGGCUCGCCAUGCGCCUUCAGUUAGAAAAUUCACCCCAGAUCUUAAGUUGCUUAAAGAUGUAAAGAUCAGUGUUAGCUUUACAGAGAGCUGCAAAAGUAAAGACAGAAAAGUUUUGUACACUGGAGCUGAGCAGGAUUAUGAGGCAGAUUCAGAUUUAGGUGUCAAUAAUAUUAAUGGGGAUAUGCAUGCUUGUCCUCUUGCUGGGGAAAGUGAUUGCCAGGCGGUUUGUUUAGCUGGUGAAAAUGAGGACAAAAAGGAGGAGGACAAUGAGGUAGAUCAGGAAAAGAGAGUGGAGUAUGCAGUUCUGGAUGAUUUAGAAGAUUUUACUGAGAAUUUGAUGGAAAUAGAUGAAGAAGGAGGGUUUACAUCUAAAGCAAUCAUUCAGAGAGACAAAGUGGAUGAAGAAACUUUAAACUAUUCAUAUGAGGAUGAAUUUGAUAAUGAUGUGGAUGCUCUGCUGGAAGAGGGCCUCUGUGUUCCCAAAAAGAGGAGAAUUGAUGAGAAAUACGGAGCAGAGAGUGAUCAUCAGUCUGAUGGAGAAACAAGUGUGCAGCCAAUGAUGACCAAAAUUAAAACUGUCCUUAAAGGUCGUGGCCGCCCCCCAACGGAGCCCUUGCCUGAUGGAUGGAUCAUGACAUUCCAUAACUCAGGCAUUCCUGUAUAUCUCCACAGAGAAUCCAGAGUAGUUACCUGGUCCAGACCUUAUUUCUUGGGAACGGGAAGCAUCAGGAAACAUGAUCCUCCUCUGAGUAGCAUUCCUUGUUUGCAUUAUAAGAAAAUGAAAGAAAACGAGGAAAGGGAACAAAGCAAUGACAUCACGCCAAAUGGGGAAGUAUCGCCUGUUAAGCUAUUGGAUAAGUCUUUGGAAGUGGACUGCCAGGCAGAGGAACCAGACUCCACGGCUGCUGAUUCUGGGAAUUUAGAAGAGAGAGAGACUUCGGCAGGAGAUGCAGCACAAGGAGCUUUAGGUCAAGUGAAGGCCAAAGUUGAAGUGUGCAAAGAUGAAUCAGUAGAUCUUGAAGAUUUUAGACACUACCUUGAAAAACGCUUUGAUUUUGAACAAGUAACUGUAAAGAAGUUCCGAACCUGGGCUGAGAGACGACAGUUCAAUCGUGAGAUGAAGAGGAAACAGGCAGAAUCUGAGCGACCCAUUUUACCAGCCAAUCAAAAGCUUAUUACCUUGUCUGUACAGGACGCACCCACCAAGAAAGAGUUUGUUAUUAAUCCCAAUGGGAAGUCUGAAGUUUGUAUCCUGCAUGAAUAUAUGCAACGAGUCCUGAAAGUCCGACCUGUUUACAAUUUCUUUGAAUGUGAGAACCCAAGUGAACCUUUUGGAGCCUCAGUUAUUAUUGAUGGCGUCACAUAUGGGGCAGGAACUGCAAGCAGCAAGAAACUUGCCAAGAAUAAAGCUGCUCGAGCCACACUGGAAAUCCUAAUUCCUGACUUUGUGAAACAGACCUCUGAGGAAAAGCCCAAAGAUAGUGAGGAACUGGAGUAUUUCAACCAUAUCAGUAUUGAAGACUCACGGGUAUAUGAACUGACCAGUAAAGCUGGACUUUUAUCUCCAUAUCAAAUCCUUCAUGAGUGCCUUAAAAGAAAUCAUGGCAUGGGUGACACAUCCAUAAAGUUUGAAGUAAUUCCUGGUAAAAAUCAGAAGAGCGAGUAUGUCAUGACAUGUGGGAAACAUACUGUGCGUGGCUGGUGUAAGAACAAGAGAGUGGGAAAACAGUUGGCUUCUCAGAAAAUCCUUCAGUUGCUGCACCCCCAUGUCAAAAAUUGGGGCUCUUUAUUGCGCAUGUAUGGAAGAGAGAGCAGUAAAAUGGUCAAGCAGGAGACUUCUGACAAAAGUGUGAUCGAACUUCAGCAGUAUGCCAAAAAGAACAAGCCAAAUCUCCACAUACUGAAUAAGUUACAGGAAGAAAUGAGAAAGUUGGCACAGGAAAGGGAGGAAACCCGAAAGAAACCCAAGAUAACAAUUGUAGAAUCCGCUCAGCCCGGCAGCGAGCCCUUGUGCACUGUUGAUGUGUGACCAGGAAGCGUAAUCAUUGGGGAGCAAUAACACAAGUGAAGGAAACUGGCUUUCCCGACACCUUAAGAAAUCGAUUUUGCCUCUGAAUGCAAAAUAACAAUCCAGACCGCUUCAAAUAUGCAUUGUUUGUUUGCAUCGUUAGGGCAAUAGUACUGAACUUCACCUUUUGUUAAUCGUGUGCAUUUAUUCAAGGGAAUGAUCAGUGUGUUGGCCAGGCUUGUUGGCACAAGAUAAGCAAGCACUAACCCCCCCCCCCCCCCUCCCCAGCAGUAUCCAUACUGUUUCUAAUGGAUGUGCCUGGAAUUGAUUAUAAAUGUAUAGUAUAGGAAUAUUGCUGAACACUUUCUUACGUGGUUAUGCUGACAACCUUUUUUCCCUCCCAUAUCCUAGUCCAGGAUAAUAUGCACUGUAAGACACUUUCGAUAGCUACAUUGGGGGGAAAAGUGUUCCUUAGCAUCAUGAAGGUUAAGCCAGUAGUAUUGGCUAAUUGAUGAACUUUGGCAGUCAUAGGAUUUUAAAGAACUAUCCUGAUACACUAACCUCCUUUAGACAAUAAAAUGAACACGUGGCAAUAUUGAGCACCAAAGUGUCCCCCCUUUAAUUACUGGGUCUCUUUCCUUUUGAAUGCAGGAGUGAUGAAUGUUUACAUGCAAGGCGAAUGAAAGAGUAGGCACGAUGCAGUGGACCUUGGGUUCUCCGUAUAGGAGAGUCUUCCACAACAUUCACCACAGUCAGAGCUUUAGGGACACCCCUAGUUACUUUUAAGCUAGUGUGAAAACACACUGAUAAGUCCAAUAACUAAAACAGCAUCUUUCCAACAGAUUAAAUAUUAUGGAUGGAGCUGGGAGACAUCUAGAUGGAUAAGUUGUAUCUUCUUAUUACUGCCUCAGGAUUGCAGAAUGAUCUGUUUUCCUUAAGUAGUCUCCAGCUCUGCUCCCAAGUUCCUUCCCUUUCCUCAAAAGCUCCCAGUUCAUGAAUAGGCGCAUUUCAGCCACAGUUUUCAUCCCCUGGACCAUUUUAGGCCCAGCAGGUACUUUUUUUUAAAACAGGAAGCAGCUAGGCUACUGCAGCCCCCUAGCCUUCCACUGAUGCCCACUUUUGCCCUGAACUAAGGUUCACUCAUGGAGAAAUGCUGCAAUUUACUGGAGUAUGUGCAGGCAUUUUUUUUAAUCUUAGACAGUAUAAUUCCUUUACAAGCUAUCCAGAAUAUUUGGAAUUCAAAAUUAACUAUAGGAAACAAAAGAAAGCUAUAAGCAUCACCAGUAAGAAUAGAUUUUCAUACCACUCCAGCAAAGAUACGGCUUUUAUGCAAGUAUGUCUUUCACCUAUACAGUGGGCUCUUGGUAUCUGUUGGUGUUUCGUUUCAGGAGACUCAAAUCCAUGGAUGCUCAAGUUGCAUUAUAUACAGUGCCGUCCCUUAUAUAAAAUGGCAACAUCAUGGUUUGCCUUUGGGAUAAAUGGAUAAGGAGAGCCAACUGUAUAUGAAGACAAGACUACAAGCAAACACAAGUUACAUUUUUUAGGCAAGAUAUAAUAAAAAAUAAAA